Molecule: messenger RNA, 2238 nt
Organism: Oryza brachyantha (malo sina)
Lineage: Eukaryota; Viridiplantae; Streptophyta; Magnoliopsida; Poales; Poaceae
Product: tRNA (guanine(37)-N1)-methyltransferase 1
Exons: 10
Coding region: 278-2086 (602 amino acids)
Biological process (GO): tRNA N1-guanine methylation
Cellular component (GO): cytoplasm
Source: RefSeq, a predicted model, not a curated record
UAUUCCCUUUCUGACAGUACCUCUUCUUAGCAGUUAGAACUUGCUUUGAAUCAUAGAUAAAGAGAAGUAUAUCAUUUAAAUCUUUCUACCAACUAUAAUCCUCAAAUGAAUUCAAUCCAACCUAAGAAAAUACUAGAUUAAUAUGAUUUUUUAAAGAAACUUUUUAUAGAACUUUUUUUAAAAAAUACCGUUUUAUAGCUCGAGAAGUGCGUAGAAAAUUGAUAAGUUAAUAGCUAGCCGGACGGGGCCUCACUAUUCGCCAGUCACCACGGUCUCCAUGCCGCCGCCGCUACUCAACUUCCACUCGCACUGGCUCCUCUCUUGCCUCGGCUGCCCCACCUCCGGCCGCCUCGUCCCUCACCUCCGCCUCAAACCUCUAUCCUUCUCCUAUACCACCAUCACCGGCACCUGCACGUCCUCCUCGCAAGCGCCUCGAGUCCCACCUCGUCUCCAUGGCCCCUCGCUACGCCGUGGCCGCCGCCUGCUCGGCGCAACCGACGGCCCCCUCUCAUUCGCCCGCAUCUUCGACCUCGCCGCCCUCCGCGUCCCAGCCAACGCCUGCGCGCCCCUCGAGCGCCGCCUCCGCGGCCAUCUCCUCAACUGGCCCCGCGUGCACAACGUCGUCCGCCUUCCCGGCGGCGACGGCGGUCACGACAUCCUCCUGUUCCGCACUUCCCCUCCGAGAUCCCCCACUGCCCUCUCCCCGCCGACCACGGUGGCGCGUCGUGAGAAGCUGGCUCGCGAGUUCAACUCCCGCGGUUUCGUGCAGUUCCCCAACCUUGCCAAGCUGUCGCGGCCCCCUGCGAGGAAACGUAAGGGGAAAAAGGACGAAGGCGGCGGCGAGGCUGCGGUGAUGGCAAGGAAUGGUAAAGACAAAGUAUAUGUGGUGGAGGUGGUCGGAGAAGGAAUGGUGCACGGCGACGAGUGGAUGGGGUUGGUUGGGGAAGAGGGGUUCGGGAGGAGCGCGUGGAGAGGAGGCCCCACCCGGUUGCUGCUCCUGGACGAGAGCUAUGCCAAUAGGACGGUUGAUGAGCUUCCGGAUGCUGUCAAGGUUGUGUUGGAUCAUGAAACUAACAAGGAUGGAUCUUCAGCCUGUGAGCUUGUACAAUGCCAAGUGACCUUGUUCUACGAUUACUGGCCAAUGAAUGAAUGUCCAGUUAACACUGCCUUUUCAAAUUCCAGAUACAGACCAAAAGUUCAGUCUGUACAGGUUUUAGAGGAAUUACUCCCAGAAGGAAUAAUCACUCCUACAGGAUUCGAGACAGUAGGGCAUAUUGCACACUUGAACUUGAGAGAUGAACAUUUACCUUACAAGAAGCUUAUUGCUCAGGUGGUACUAGACAAAAACAAACCAAAGAUCCAAACUGUUGUCAAUAAGACUGAUGCUAUUCAAAAUGACUACAGGAUUAUGCAGCUUGAAGUCUUAGCUGGUACUGAUUCCCUUGUAACUACAGUUAUUGAAAAUGGUCUUCGGUUCCAAGUUGAUCUUUCAACAGUUUAUUGGAAUUCUAGAUUAUCAACAGAAAGACAGAGGCUUGUUGACCAUGUUUUCAAAAAUUCUGAUGUUGUUUGUGAUGUGUUCUCUGGUGUUGGUCCAGUAGCCAUUUCAGCUGCAAGAAAGGUCAAAUAUGUCUAUGCAAAUGACCUAAACCCAAGUGCAGUGGAGUACCUUGAGAGAAACAUUGUUCUUAACAAGCUCGAAAGGAAAAUUGAGGUUUUUAACAUGGAUGCUAGAAGGUUUAUCAGUUCAAUAUACUCAAGCCAACAUAUGCAUGCAGUCACACAAGUAGUAAUGAAUUUGCCCAAUGAUGCUGCAGAAUAUUUAGAUGUGUUUAGAGGAAUCUCACGGCACAUUGAGUCAGGACUGCCUUGCGUAAUACCAAGGAUCCACGUGUACGGAUUCUCCAAAGCAGAGGAUCCUGAAUAUGACUUCCAUGAGAGGAUAAAUUUGACACUGGGUGAGAACGUGACCGACGUUGAAAUGCAUAGAGUGAGGCUUGUUGCUCCUGGGAAAUGGAUGCUCUGUGCAUCUUUUACCCUUCCAGAAUCUGUUGCGUCUGCAAAGCCAAAUUACAUUGCAUGUUGAGACGAUGGGCUAUAACAAUCUGUGUACUCCAUCCGUUUUCUAAAUAUAAUUUAUGCUUAUGGUGGCAUGCCUAUUGUCCCUGUCACUCUUUCUACUAGCUAUACUAUCGUUUCAUUGAGUGUUGCCUUGUAGGCACCUCUCUAAUGGGUCCA